This is a messenger RNA of Triplophysa rosa, 2001 nucleotides long. RefSeq lists its product as uncharacterized. The transcript is spliced from 8 exons. Lineage: Eukaryota; Metazoa; Chordata; Actinopteri; Cypriniformes; Nemacheilidae. Bases 250 to 2001 code for a protein of 583 amino acids. The record is from RefSeq and is a predicted model, not a curated record.
CGAGAUCGGACAUUCUUCUAAAUAUCUUCCUGUGUGUUCAGCAAAACAAAGAAAUUUAUACAGGUUUGGAACAAUCUGAGGGUGACUAAAUGAUGUCAGGGCAUUGUGAAGCGAUACAAGGAUGCUGGGGAGCCAGAUCCAGCUGCGAUUUAUGUUGACAGGGACUGCUGCAGCGAGACAGGUGUGACUCCAGUUCUUACCUGGUUUCGACCAUGGAAGGUCAUAGUGCGUCUCGAUGUUUUCCACUUCAUGCGACGGUUCACUGCUGGUCUUACAACAGAGCACCAUCCACUGUAUGGCACUUUCUGCUCCAAGUUGUCCAGUUGUAUCUUUGAAUGGGACAAGGAUGACAUAUCUCGUCUUAAAGAAGCGAAAAAGACCAUGCUUUUAAAAAAACAUCAGGGGCAUAUUCCAACAGAGGCCCAAAUCCUGUCAAGCAUCACUUCCAGUGAGCUGGCCAAGCACUGCAGGAGGAGGACACGUGGAGUUGAAGAAACUUGUGACUUGAUACAAGGAUUGCUGGACUCCAUGUGGGAGCUGACGGACACGACUGGUUUGCGCAUCAUCAAUCCAGAGAGCAUGACACACGUUUGGGAGGUACAACAGAAACAUUUACCCUGCAUCCAAGACCCGCCUGGUGUUCAGCUUUACACAAAGCUGGGCUCUGGGUUACAGAAGGGUGACAAGGUUCUGGAUGUACUGCGGUGUGGCAGAGGGUCCUCUUCUCUGGAAAGCUUUCAUCGCCAUCAGUGCACUUUCAUUCCAGGGUGGAGAUGUAACGCUCUACAUACUCAGAUGUACAUGCUUGAGGGUGCAUCGAGAUGGAACAUCAACCGGGCUCAUCAAGCUGUGGACAUGAGUGGUACAUCACAAACUAAAAUCUAUGAUGUACGUUUAAUGUAUGAAAAUCAUUCACACAUUAAUGUCCUCAGCAACCGAGUCCUCGGAUCUGCACUCCUGCAAGAAUUCAUAGCCCCUGGGAAACCCACUGAUGAGCGUAUAGCAGUCGAGUACUUACUGGCACAAUCUGGCAGAGGAGACCUACUUUAUCCACUGGAGCCAGGUGAAAUAACUCUGCUAGAGAUGCAGGUUGAAGUUCAGGAGGAUGAGUGUCUGGAUAUCACAGUAUGUGAUGCAGCGGACAUCAGUUUAAACACAGACACUAUUGGCAGUUCCAGCAGUCAUGAUUUAUUGACCUCAUCUCUGGAAACCAGUGUUCCAAGUGGUGGCUCUCACAGUCCUGACAUUGAAGACAUGUCCUGCGCUGGGCCCAGCACAUCAGCUCCGAACCGUAGAUGUGAUUCAAGAGGUGUUCCUGGAUGCGAGGCGGUGGAUAACCUGGCAGGCUACCUCAUCAGCCUCAACCGCACUAUCACUGCUUUGUCAACCAACGAGAUAGCAGAGAUCUUGCGGCUGUAUUCGUGUCUGCAUUCCAUUGAUCAGUCCCCUUCAAAGUAUUCCCUUAAGUGCAAGAAAAAGAUCUUGCCAGGUCAUUGGAGAGCUUCUCGAAAGCGUAGUGGCUCAGCCCCUGGUCAGCAAGCAGCUGAGAGACUGUUCAUGACCCAUGGCCAGGUAGCCCAGAGACCUGAUGUCAACAGGAUUUCAGAAUGCAUCGCACUCAAGCUUUUGAAGGAAUUCAGGGAAGCCAGAAACAGGCCUAAAAACAAUAAGGGCAAAACCUUUCCAAUUGCUCAGGCAAUUGUGAUGAUGUAUAGUCACAUCAAGCAGCAGCUUGAAGACUGCCGAGAGCUGCUCGACAAGACCAACCUGGUGCUAGUUACAAUCAACAACACUACAGUGUCAUCUUGGGUAUCCAUCAUCAGCUCCACCACCACCUCAUGGUUGGUCUUCCUGUCCACCAGGGUAUCCAUCAUCAGUUCCACCACCACCUCAUGGUUGGUCUUCCCGUCCACCAGGGUAUCCAUCAUCAGCUCCACCACCACCUCAUGGUUGGUCUUCCCUUCCACCAGGCCAACAGCCAUCAGCUCCUCCACCUCCUGA